AGCAGUCAUGUAACAGCUCUUUUUUUAUGUGCAAAAGUGGCAAGUGUAUUCCUCAAAGUGAUGUUUGUGAUAACAAAGAAGAUUGUAGUGAUGGAUCUGAUGAGAAAAGCUGCCACAUUAAUGAAUGCCUCAGCAAGAAAGUUAGCGGCUGUUCUCAAGAUUGUCAGGAUCUUCCUGUUGGAUACAAGUGCAAGUGCUGGCCUGGAUUCCGGCUGAAGGAUGAUGGCAAAACAUGUAUAGAUAUUGAUGAAUGUUCCUCUGGAUUUCCCUGUAGCCAGCAAUGUAUCAACACAUAUGGAACUUACAAAUGCCUGUGUGCAGAUGGGUAUGAAAUACAGCCUGAUAACCCAAAUGGCUGCAAAUCCCUUUCAGAUGAGGAGCCUUUCUUAAUUCUGGCUGAUCAUCAUGAAAUAAGAAAAAUUAGCACUGAUGGAUCCAACUACACUUUGUUGAAACAGGGGCUGAACAAUGUGAUUGCAAUAGACUUUGACUACAGAGAAGAGUUCAUCUAUUGGAUUGACUCCAGCAGACCAAACGGCAGCCGCAUAAACAGAAUGAGUUUAAACGGAAGUGACGUCAAGGUAGUCCACAAUACAGCUGUUCCCAAUGCACUGGCUGUUGAUUGGAUUGGGAAGAAUCUCUAUUGGUCUGAUACUGAAAAGAGAAUUAUUGAGGUGUCUAAACUCAAUGGCUUAUACCCUACCGUCCUUGUGAGCAAAAGGGUGAAGUUCCCUAGAGAUCUGUCCUUAGAUCCUCAAGCGGGAUACUUGUACUGGAUCGAUUGCUGUGAGUACCCUCACAUUGGCCGUGUUGGUAUGGAUGGCUCCAGUCAAACAGUUGUCAUAGAAACACAGAUAUCUAGACCUAUGGCUCUUACAAUCGAUUAUGUCAACCACAGACUGUAUUGGGCUGAUGAAAAUCAUAUUGAGUUUUCUGACAUGGAUGGAUCUCAUAGACAUAAAGUCCCUAAUCAAGAUAUUCCAGGGGUGAUUGCACUAACAUUGUUUGAAGACUACAUCUACUGGACAGACGGGAAAACCAAAUCUCUCAGCCGUGCCCACAAAACCUCUGGAUCAGACAGACUGUCGCUGAUUAACUCAUGGCAUACCAUAACAGACAUCCAGGUCUAUCAUUCCUAUAGGCAACCUGAUGUGUCUAAACACCUGUGUACGCUAAACAAUGGUGGUUGCAGCCAUUUAUGCCUUCUAGCCCCCAGCAAGAUGUAUACUUGUGCCUGUCCCACUAAUUUCUACCUUGCUGCGGAUAACAAGACCUGCUUAUCCAACUGCACAGCCAGUCAGUUCCGUUGCAAAACUGACAAAUGUAUUCCAUUUUGGUGGAAAUGCGACACUGUGGAUGACUGUGGAGAUGGCUCUGACGAGCCUGAGGACUCAGCUGAAUUCAGGUGUCAGCCAGGACGAUUUCAGUGUGGUACUGGACUUUGUGCUCUUCCAGCCUUUAUCUGUGAUGGAGAGAAUGAUUGUGGGGACAAUUCUGAUGAACUGAACUGUGACACACAUGUGUGCCUCUCAGGUCAGUUCAAGUGCACAAAGAAUCAGAAGUGUAUUCCUAUAAAUCUGAGAUGCAAUGGACAGGAUGAUUGUGGUGAUGAAGAAGAUGAAAGAGACUGCCCUGAAAACAGUUGUUCUCCAGACCAUUUCCAGUGUAAAACGACAAAACACUGCAUUUCUAAACUGUGGGUAUGUGAUGAAGACCCAGACUGUGCUGAUGGAUCAGAUGAAGCUAACUGUGAUAAAAAGACUUGUGGGCCUCAUGAAUUCCAGUGCAAAAACAACAACUGUAUUCCAGAUCAUUGGAGAUGUGACAGCCAAAAUGAUUGUGGUGAUAAUUCUGAUGAAGAAAACUGUAAGCCUCAGACAUGCACUUUGAAAGACUUUCUUUGUGCAAAUGGAGACUGUGUUUCAGCAAGAUUCUGGUGUGAUGGAGACUAUGACUGUGCAGAUGGCUCAGAUGAGAGGUAUUGUGACACAGGCUGCUCGAGAGAUCAGUUCCAGUGCUCCAAUGGUCAGUGCAUAUCAGCAAAGUGGAAAUGUGAUGGCCAUGAAGACUGCAAACUUGGGGAUGAUGAGAAAAACUGUGAACCAGCAUCUCCAACCUGCUCUUCAAGUGAGUACGUGUGUGCAAAUGGAGGCUGCAUUCCGGCGUCUUUGAAAUGUAACGGAGAGCUUGACUGUGCUGAUGAAUCUGAUGAGAUGGAUUGUGUAACAGAAUGUAAAGAAGAUCAGUUUCGAUGUAAAAACAAGGCCUACUGUAUCCCUGUCAGAUGGCUUUGUGAUGGGAUCCAUGACUGUGUGGAUGGUAGCGACGAAGAAAACUGUGACCAAGGGGGAAAUAUAUGUAGAGCUGAUGAGUUUUUGUGCAACAAUUCCCUUUGCAAGCUACAUUUUUGGGUUUGUGAUGGUGAAGAUGACUGUGGAGAUAACUCUGAUGAAGUUGCUGAAAUGUGUGUAAAGUUUCCAUGCCCUCCAACAAGGCCAUACAGAUGUAGAAACAACAGGGUUUGUCUGCGACCUGAGCAGAUUUGCAAUGAGGUUGAUGACUGUGGUGAUAACUCGGAUGAAGAUCACUGUGAUAAAAUGACAUUUAAAGCAAGACCGUGUAAAAAAGAUGAGUUUGCUUGUAAUGAUAAGAAAUGUAUUCCAAUGGAGCUGCAGUGCGAUUGGUUUGAUGACUGUGGAGAUGGUUCGGAUGAGCAAGACUGCAAAAUAAGUGUCGCUGAAUAUACAUGUGAAGAUAAUGUGAAUCCUUGUGGAGAUGAUGCAUACUGUAAUCAGACAAAAACAUCCCUACUGUGUCAGUGUAAACCUGGAUUUCAGAGAAACAAGAGGAAUAGGCAAUGUGAAGAUAUCAAUGAGUGUAUGGUAUUUGGUACCUGCUCCCAACACUGCAGUAAUAUUAAGGGAUCAUAUAAAUGUGCAUGCGAGAAAAAUUAUAAGGAGAGGAAUAACAGUUGCAUAGCAAAAGGCUCUGAAGAUCAAGUUCUCUAUGUUGCUAAUGACACUGACAUCCUGGGUUUUGCAUAUCCAUUCAACUACAGUGAUGUUCAUCAGCAAAUAUCACAUAUUGAACAUAAUUCAAGGAUAACUGGAAUGGAUGUGUAUUUUCAAGGGGACAUGAUUGUUUGGAGUACUCAGUUUAAUCCAGGAGGGAUUUUCUACAGAAAACUUCAUGACAGAGAGAGAAGACAAAGUAACAGUGGCUUGAUAUGUCCAGAAUUCAAAAGACCUAGGGGCAUUGCUGUUGACUGGGUUGCUGGAAAUAUUUACUGGACUGAUCAUUCCAGAAUGCAUUGGUUCAGCUACUAUACAACCCAUUGGACCAGUCUGAGAUACUCCAUCAAUGUAGGUCAGCUGAAGGGACCUAACUGUACAAGACUCCUUACCAGCAUGGCAGGAGAACCAUACGCAAUUGCUGUAAAUCCUAAAAAGGGGAUGAUGUACUGGACAGUUAUUGGGGAUCGCUCUCACAUAGAGGAAUCAUCUAUGGAUGGUACUCUGAGAAGGAUAUUGGUUCAAAAGAAUUUACAAAGACCUACAGGUCUCGUAGUUGAUCAGUUCAGUCAGCGUUUGUUCUGGGCUGAUUUUGAAUUGUCUGUCAUUGGCAGUGUUCUUUUUGAUGGUUCCAAUUCAGUUGUGUCUGUGAGCACUAAACAAGGUUUACUCCAUCCACAUAGAAUUGACAUUUUUGAGGAUUACAUUUAUGGAGCAGGUCCUAAAAAUGGUGCAUUUAGAGUACACAAAUUUGGCAGGAGCCUUGUAGAAUAUCUAAGUGUCGAUGUUGAUAAAGCAAAAAGUGCCUUGAUUUUUCACCGCUACAAACAAAUGGACUUACCUAAUCCAUGCUUGGACCUGACGUGUGAAUUCAUUUGCUUACUUAACCCUUCUGGAGCAACGUGUGCUUGUCCAGAAGGGAAAUCAUUGGUGAAUGGAACAUGCAUUGAUCAGAGCCUCUUGGAUGAUUCCUGUAAAUUAACCUGUGAAAAUGGAGGGAAGUGCAUUAUAAAUGAGAAGGGAGAUCCUCGAUGUCACUGCUGGCCAAGUUACUCCGGGGAAAGGUGUGAAACCAACCAUUGCUACAACUACUGCCAGAAUGGAGGAACCUGUGGAGCCUCUCUCCUCGGGAGGCCUACCUGCAACUGUGCGCUGGGGUUCACCGGCCCAAACUGCAAUCAGACGGUCUGCCAUCGAUUUUGCCAGAACGGAGGAACCUGCAGUGUCACGGCUGGGAAUCAACCCUUUUGCAGCUGCUUGCCUGAGUAUACAGGAGACAGAUGUCAGUACUAUGUUUGCCACCAUUACUGUGUGAAUUCUGAAUCAUGUACCAUUGCUGAUGACGGAAGUGUCGAAUGUGUCUGUCCAGUGCGAUUUGAAGGUCCAAAAUGCGAAGUGGACAAGUGCGUCAGAUGUCAUGGGGGACACUGCAUAAUAAACAAGGACACUAAUGACAUAGUAUGCAAUUGCACUAAUGGAAAGAUUGCCUCUACCUGUCAGUUAUGUGAUGGCUACUGUUACAAUGGUGGUACAUGUCAACUGGACCCAGAGACAAAUAUACCUGUCUGUCU
Mesitornis unicolor (brown roatelo) is the source of this 4582-nucleotide messenger RNA. RefSeq names its product low-density lipoprotein receptor-related protein 1B-like. Gene Ontology annotation, molecular function: protein binding; calcium ion binding. The record is from RefSeq and is a predicted model, not a curated record. Lineage: Eukaryota; Metazoa; Chordata; Aves; Mesitornithiformes; Mesitornithidae. The transcript has 32 exons. The annotation marks the transcript as partial.